This is a messenger RNA of Lucilia sericata (common green bottle fly), 4217 nucleotides long. RefSeq names its product 2-oxoglutarate dehydrogenase, mitochondrial-like. Gene Ontology annotation, biological process: tricarboxylic acid cycle. The coding region runs from base 156 to 3491 and encodes 1111 amino acids. The record is from RefSeq and is a predicted model, not a curated record. Gene Ontology annotation, molecular function: oxoglutarate dehydrogenase (succinyl-transferring) activity; thiamine pyrophosphate binding. Gene Ontology annotation, cellular component: oxoglutarate dehydrogenase complex; mitochondrion. The transcript has 12 exons. NCBI's taxonomy places the organism in Eukaryota, Metazoa, Arthropoda, Insecta, Diptera, Calliphoridae.
UUUCAGUCGACGCGUAGCGCUACCAACGUAAAGAUCGUGUAAGAGAGAGAGAAAAAUACCAAAAAGUAACAAUUAUUUUUAAACGCGUCGCAGUUUAAAUUUUUUAUUUUCAUUUAUUAAUAAAUUUUAAUAAACGUUAGAAAUUCAAAGCCAUAAUGCAUAGAGCUAAUACAGCCUUUAAUUUGGCGUUAUCGCCAAUGGCACAUAAAAAUUUUGCAACAUGGCUUUUAAAUGGAGCCAACAAGAAGAUUAUUAAAAAUGCUAUGGCUGCUGCUGCUGUACGUUGUUACAACUCAGCUGCUGCUGAGCCUUUUGCAAAUGGUACCACAGCUUCUUAUGUAGAAGAAAUGUACAAUAAUUGGUUGCGUGAUCCCACCUCUGUACACACAUCCUGGGAUGCCUAUUUCCGCAAUAACUCUUACUGUGGUCCCCCAAAUCUAGCUCCUCAACAAUACAACACUCUACCCGUUUCAGCUUAUGCUGGUAUGGUUAGCGGUGCUGCUCCCGACUCUAAAACUAUCGAUGAUCAUUUAGCUGUUCAAGCUAUUAUCAGAAGUUAUCAGUCUCGUGGUCAUUUGGCUUCUGAAUUGGAUCCCAUGGGAAUUCUAACUGUUGAAAAGGUCAGGGGUAAGGAUGGUGUUACCCGUCGCGCUAACGAAGAUGUUUUACGUCAACAUUCUGGUUUUUUGUUUGGUGAACAUGAUAUGGAUCGUGAAUUCAAAUUGCCCAGCACUACAUUCAUUGGUGGUGAAGAAAAUCAAUUGCCCCUAAGAGAAAUCUUGAAUCGUUUGGAAAAUGUAUAUUGUAAUAAAAUUGGUGUUGAAUUCAUGUUCAUCAAUUCUUUGGAACAGUGCAAUUGGAUUCGUAAACGUUUUGAAACUCCUGGCGUUAUGAAUUUCUCACCCGAAAAGAAACGUUUGAUUUUGGCCCGUUUGACACGUGCUACUGGAUUUGAAGGUUUCUUGGCUAAGAAAUACUCUUCGGAGAAACGUUUCGGUUUGGAGGGUUGUGAAAUUAUGAUUCCCGCUUUGAAGGAACUUAUCGACGCCUCUACCGAGUUGGGUGUUGAAUCUGUGAUUAUGGGUAUGCCCCAUCGUGGUCGUUUGAAUACAUUGGCCAAUGUAUGCCGCAAACCUUUGCAUCAAAUCUUUACACAGUUUGCUGGUUUGGAAGCUGCUGAUGAUGGUUCCGGUGAUGUAAAAUACCAUUUGGGUACAUACAUUGAACGUUUGAACCGUGUCACAAACAAGAAUAUUCGUUUGGCUGUUGUUGCUAAUCCCUCUCACUUGGAAGCCGUCGACCCUGUUGUACAGGGUAAGACUCGUGCUGAACAGUUCUACCGUGGUGAUCAAGAAGGCAAUAAGGUUAUGUCUAUUUUGAUUCACGGUGAUGCUGCUUUCUGUGGUCAAGGUGUUGUCUAUGAAACUAUGCACUUGUCUGAUUUGCCCGACUACACUACUCAUGGUACUAUUCAUGUUGUUGCUAAUAACCAAAUUGGUUUCACUACCGAUCCUCGUUUCUCACGCUCCUCCCCAUAUUGUACCGAUGUUGCUCGUGUUGUGAAUGCUCCCAUUUUCCACGUCAACGCCGAUGAUCCCGAGGCUGUUAUGCAUGUGUGCAGAGUUGCCGCCGAAUGGCGUAACACCUUCCACAAGGAUGUCGUUAUUGAUUUGGUCGGCUAUCGUCGUAAUGGCCACAACGAAAUUGAUGAACCCAUGUUCACCCAACCUCUUAUGUACCAAAAGAUCAGAAAACACAAAAUCUGCUUGGAUCUCUAUGCCGAUAAGCUUAUUGCCGAAGGCACUUGCACCGCUGAAGAAGUUAAAUCGGUGGCCGAUAAAUACGAAAAGAUUUGCGAAGAAGCCUUCGAAUUGGCUAAGAAGGAAACACACAUUAAGUACAAGGACUGGAUCGAUUCCCCCUGGUCUGGUUUCUUUGAAGGCAAGGAUCCCUUGAAGGUAUCACCCACUGGUGUCAAGAUCGAAACCUUGGUACACAUUGGCAACAAAUUCUCUUCACCACCACCAAAUGCUGCUGAAUUCGUAAUUCACAAGGGUCUUACUCGUGUUUUGAAUGCCCGUAAGGCUAUGGUUGAUGAAGGUGUUGCCGAUUGGGCUCUUGGUGAAGCCAUGGCCUUUGGCUCUCUCCUCAAGGAAGGUGUUCAUGUCCGUCUGUCUGGUCAAGAUGUUGAACGUGGUACCUUCUCUCAUCGUCAUCAUGUUUUGCACCAUCAGUUGGUUGACAAGGCUACCUACAAUGCUCUCCAACACUUGUACCCCGAUCAAGCUCCUUACUCCGUUUCAAACAGUUCUUUGUCUGAAUACGCUGUACUUGGUUUCGAACACGGUUACUCCAUGACCAAUCCCAAUGCCUUGGUCUUGUGGGAAGCUCAAUUCGGUGAUUUCUUCAAUACAGCUCAAUGUAUUGUCGAUCAAUUCCUUUCCAGCGGUCAAGCUAAAUGGGUACGUCAAUCCGGUUUGGUUAUGUUGUUGCCUCACGGUAUGGAAGGCAUGGGUCCUGAACAUUCAUCUGCUCGCGUUGAACGUUUCUUGCAAAUGUCUUCUGACGAUCCCGACUAUUUCCCUCCAGAAUCUGAGGAAUUCGCUAUCAGACAAUUGCACGAUAUUAACUGGAUUGUAGCCAACUGCACUACCCCCGCUAACUUGUUCCACAUUUUGCGUCGUCAAAUUGCUUUGCCUUUCCGCAAACCUUUGGUCCUCCUUACACCCAAAUCUCUAUUGCGUCACCCAGAAGCCAAGUCACCUUUCAGUGAUAUGGCUGAAGGCAGUGAAUUCCAACGUAUCAUCCCUGAAAAGGGUGUUGCUGCUGAGAACCCCAGCGGUGUUAAGAAGGUUAUUUUCUGCAGCGGUCGUGUAUACUAUGAUUUGACCAAACAACGCAAGGACAAGGGCUUGGAAAAGGAAAUCGCUAUUGUUCGUGUAGAACAAAUUUCACCCUUCCCCUUCGAUCUAGUCAAAGAACAAGCUAACUUGUACAAGGAUGCUGAUUUGGUUUGGGCUCAAGAAGAACACAAAAAUCAAGGCUGCUGGUCUUAUGUGCAACCACGUUUCUUGACCGCCCUUAACCACGAUAGAGAUAUUAGCCCCCAUGAUGCUACUUCCUCUUCCACUUCUACUACUACCACUACUACUACCAAUACUAAUGAGUCCGAUUCCGCUAAUCAAUCGAAACCCUGGUUAAGUCGUAUGUUUACAUCCGGUGGUAGCAAGUCUGCUGCUAAUGAUGCCACCUCUGGCAAUCAACAGCAGACUGGUGAAUAUUGCGAGAAGAAACAUUUUGAUUUGAAAAAUGUACGCAAAGAUUUCAAUAGACCCGCUGGUCAUUCGGCGGCACCUGGUGUGCGUGUUUCUAAAACUGGACGCAAAAUUAGCUAUGCUGGACGUCCAUGUGGUGCUUCGACUGCUACCGGUUCCAAGGCUCAACAUAUACGUGAAUUGAAUGCUUUGUUGGCUGAUGCCAUCAGUAUCUAAAUGACUCUUUAAUAAAUGAUGAUAAAAGGAGAAAUUUCAUCAUCAUAGAAACAUUGUAUCAUCAUCAUUGAUUUUUUUUUUUAAUUUUAAACACAACACAAUUUCUAGAGACAAACUUUUAACGACUAAAAUGGAUCUAUUUAUCUAUCAUACAUACAAUUUACAUACGCGCAUACAUAUACAACAUUUAAAACUAUAAAUAUAUUGAAAAGAUAUUUUUUUUCUUAAUUUUAAUUUUAUUUAAAUGAUUAUUAUAUAUCUACUAUACUUUAAACACACACACAUACACAUAUACAUAUUGUCUCUGUCUUUGACAAAAUUUAAAGAAAAAGAAAUGUUUGUUUUUCGUUUAAAAAGUGAAACCAAACAAAAAUACCUUAAAUUACCAAUCUUUAACUAUUUAAAUAUUAUAAAAAGAAAAACAACAAAAACGAAAAAUGUAAUUUAGUUUAGAUAAUUGUAAAACUAAGAAAUGUAGUUAAAACUUCCUUAAAAAGAAAAAUAAUAAAUCUCCUCUUAAGUUUUAAACAUUAAGCCAACCAUAUGUAGCAAAGAAAACAAAAUGUACGAGAAACCAGAGAGGAUAACUAAAAAAUAACAACCAAGUCUAUGAAAACCGAAUGCAAAUAAAAUAUUAAUUUUAAUUAUUAUUUAUUUUAAAUAUUAUUUAAUUUUUAAAACAAAAAAAAAAAAAAAAAAGAAUAAAAAAUUUAACAAAAAAACAAA